Messenger RNA from Rotaria sordida, 1044 nucleotides. Lineage: Eukaryota; Metazoa; Rotifera; Eurotatoria; Philodinida; Philodinidae. The record is from the annotation of a GenBank genome assembly.
AUGAAGACAAAAUACAGAAAAUCAAUGAAUUGUCAAAACUGUGAACAGUAUCGUAUAUUUAAUAAUGAUAUGCUUUUAUUUGAAAAUGCAACAUCAGCAAGAACAAGUUUAAAUACAAUAUCAAAUUAUGCUAAAAAUAUACUUGAUAAACUUUCUUUAAUGCGUGAUAAAGUUGAAUUAUGUGAUUUUCGUAUUAAUAUUAAUAAUAAACAAUUUUUAUGUCAUAAAUUUUUAUUAAUAGCAACAUCAGAUUAUUUUAAAGCAAUGUUUAAUGGUAAUAUGAAUGAAAGUCGAUCAGAUUAUGUUGAAUUAAAAGGUUUUGAAAAUUCAUCACAUGGUGUCGAAUCAAUGAUUAAUUUUUGUUAUUCGGGUUUACUUCAAAUAACAUUUGAUAAUAUUGAUCAAUUAUUACAUGCUGCAACACAUUUACAAAUAAAACAUGCUAUUGAUUUAUGUUCACAAUUUCUUAUUGAAUCAUGUUCAUUAAAUAAUUGUAUUGAUAUAUAUAAAAUAGCUGAUUUUUAUUCAUUAACAAAUGUCUUAGAUAUAGUACAUUUAUUUAUAUCAAAAAAUUUUCUUUCACUUAUGUUUCAUGCACGUGAACAAUUUGAACAAUUAACAUAUGAACAAAUAUAUCAAGAAUUAUCAUCUGAUACAUUAGAAAUGAAUACAUAUAAUGAAUAUGAUUUAUUUAUAAUGACAUGUACAUGGAUUGAAGCAAAUCGUAUUGAAAGAGAAAAAUAUGCUAUUGAUUUAUUUAAACUUAUCCGUUUUAUGUUAAUGACACCUGAACAAUUAUGUGAUCAUGUACGUAAACAUGAACUUAUUAAUAUAAAUGAACAAUCAAGAAAAUUAGUUGAAGAUGCACUAUGUUAUUAUGCUUCACCUAAUCGACAACCUUCAUUAAACGAUAUACAAUGUCAGAUAAGAAAUGAGCCAGUCUUAGUUGCUGUUGGAGAAAUUGAAUUAUUUACAUUGAAUACAACAUUAGAUAGAUGGGAAACACUUUGUCAAGCACCAUUAGAAGAAAAUUAUCCGGUAUGA